Messenger RNA from Ruditapes philippinarum (Manila clam), 1016 nucleotides. RefSeq lists its product as uncharacterized. Bases 81 to 599 code for a protein of 172 amino acids. The record is from RefSeq and is a predicted model, not a curated record. Lineage: Eukaryota; Metazoa; Mollusca; Bivalvia; Venerida; Veneridae. The transcript has 4 exons.
GUAUGUUUAUUACGGGUAGACAAAUAUUCAGUGGGACAUGCUAAAAAUAGAAACAGGAUCAUAUAUCAAACUUAAAACGAAUGGUGGUAAACAAACAGACAAUAUUUAAUAUGGCGGACAAGAUUUUGUUUACGUUUAUUUUAUGUGCGGGGAUUACAAGUUCAUUUGCGCGAAAAAAAUGUUACAACUAUGAUACCUGGGAACAUGACGAUUCAUUUUGGUGUGACGAAGGCUGUUGUGGAAGUUAUGGUGAUAAAUACUGUUGCAACGAGUCCGACGACGCUGUCGGGGCAAUUGUUGGCAUUGUUAUAGGUUGCAUAAUCUUUGUCGCUCUUGUUGUGUCAGUAGUGGUGGCCAUAUGCUGUUGUUGUCGUAAAACAAGAGGACGUACCGGACAGGUGUGCCAACCGGCUACAGCUCAAACCACAACAAUUCAAAUGCACAGUCCCCUGCCGUAUGGACAAGUAGGAUAUAACGGCGCCAUUAACAUGCCAGUUACAAUAAUGACGUCAAACGUGACGCCAGGAACAACGCAACAAUGGCAACAGCCGGUGGCUCCGCCAAAGUACGAAGACAUUGCUCCGAAUGAGCAGAAAUGAGCAGAAAGACGUAUAACAAAGCGAAAUAUAGAACAUUAUCUGACAUUGAUGAAGAUUUUCUAAAUAACUUUAUUAAUGUUUCUGGAAUUUACUUUUUUACUAUUUGAUGUUUUGUUGUUGUUUUUUUGUUGUCGUUUUUUCGUUAUGCGUUCUAACUAUCGAUUAAUAUAAUUUAUGUGUGUGCCAUUACACGUAACAAAUAUACAUUGUGAUAAGAGAAGGGAAAACCCACAACUUUAUCUAAAAUGAACUUUGAUAAAAUACAGAAAAUAAAUUAUUUGGUUUCUUUAGUUGCGGUUUUAUUCUUCGUUAUAUAUUUAAAACUUUUUAUAUAUCGUUUUGUUUAACAGAUAUAUUUAUUUCUGUUUUCUGUGUAAAGUUGAUUAAACUUUGUUUUUCUUAAAGAAAUGCAUCAUU